ACAAGUAAAGAGCCUAAAGGGAAAGGGAACAAAGGGAAAGAGAUAGUGGUUGGGGGAAGUGGAACAAAAGCGUCCAACACUAAAUCAAAAACCUAUUUCCUUGAAAAUUAUAAAGUGCAAAAUUUGAGUGGUAAGUGCAAUGUGAUGAAAACUAUGAUGUUGGGAUUAAAAGAAGGGGAGCAUGUUAAGGUACAUUGCACUAAAAGGACAUUCAAUAUGGAAAAGGACUUUGAAAUUAGUGUCACCGUUGAAGACACCGAUCAACUUCUCUCGGGAGCAUGGCUCAAUAUAUCAAUAAUACAAGUUUUUGCUACGGCUUUGAGUGAGUUGUGUUUUCACGAUGAUUGUCACCCCAAUAGUAUUGGAUUCAUGUGCCCGGAGAUGAUCUCGGCCACCAUGUUAAAGUCCGAUGCAGAUCGAAUUCUAUUGUACAUGACGAGGUCCAUGAGUGCACUUAGUUCUAAGACAUUCAUCUUAUGUCCAUACUACGAAAAGAGUCACUGGAUGCUUUUAGUUCUUUGCUUGUCUAAACGUGAGGUCUACAUAUUUGAUUCUCAACAGAAGAAGAGAAAUUUGAUGAUUAAGGAGCCACUAAACAAUGCUUUUCGGAGUUACAAGAGACUAGGUGGACAAUCUAAGGGAACUAAAUUAACAUGGAUUCCAGCACAGUGUGCUCAACAACCGGGAUCACUAGAUUGUGGCUACUACGUCAUGCGUUUUAUGUACGACAUAAUAAUGAAUCAUGGUAAUAGUCAAGAUCUUACUAAGGAUUUUUCAAGAACAUUGCCUUAUUCAGCGGAGGAGAUUAAUGAGGUGAAAGAUUUUUGGGCAGAUUACUUCAUGAACAAUGUCGAAUUUUUAGCUUAAUUUGUAAUAUGAACUUGAUCUCUAGCUAGCUACGUACCUUUGUUGUAAUAAUUUUAUGUUUGUUGUAACAUGUUGGUUGAUCGAUCUAUGACGAAUUUAAUUGCCUUUUAUUGGGAACGUUAAUUACGUUGUAAACUUUUGUGACAGGUAUUAAUUAUAAAUGUAUUCCCGGUAUUGGGAAUGAA
Messenger RNA from Spinacia oleracea (spinach), 1052 nucleotides. RefSeq names its product ubiquitin-like-specific protease 1. Gene Ontology annotation, biological process: proteolysis. Lineage: Eukaryota; Viridiplantae; Streptophyta; Magnoliopsida; Caryophyllales; Amaranthaceae. The transcript has 6 exons. Gene Ontology annotation, molecular function: cysteine-type peptidase activity. The coding region runs from base 145 to 867 and encodes 240 amino acids. The record is from RefSeq and is a predicted model, not a curated record.